AUGUCGGACACCAAGAAAGCCGAAAUCAGCAAUGGAGACGUUGAACUUGGAGUUGGAUAUAAUCGUCCAAUUGGCUUUGCAGAGCUGGCUCACAAUGGAAUCAAGCUGGGUGAGGCUCGACGUUCAAACGCCCUCAAACUUCUUGCGGAGCAAAGAAUUGAAGUCGAUAUCGCAUCCCCCGCAGCCAAGAAGGUACUUCGCAGGAUCGACAUGCGAAUAAUGCCACUGGUACUCGGGCUUUAUACCCUACAGCUACUCGACAAAAAUAGCCUGUCUUACGCUGCAUUGAUGGGAAUCAAAGAGGAUACAAGCCUCACUGGAAAUCAGUACGACUGGCUAGGUUCUAUCGUCUACUUCGGGUAUAUGUUCGGUGAGAUCCCGGCGGCAUUUCUAAUGCAGCGCGUGCCAAUGGCCAAGUAUCUCGGUGUGAUGAGUAUGCUUUGGGGGACUGUUGUCACCUUGCACGCUGUCUGCCAUGAUUUUGGUGGAUUGGCGGCUGUUCGCUUUCUCCUGGGAUCCAUUGAAGUAUGCACAACGCCUGCUAUCCUUUAUAUCACUAGCUCCUGGUACACUCACAGUGAGCAAGUUACCCGAGUUGCAAUCUGGUAUUCAACUAGCGGCUGGGCUCAGGUGUUUGGAGGCUUCUUUGCCUGGGCUAUCAACCAAGCCCCUGGAUUCAAAUGGGAAAGUCUUUUCAUAUUCUAUGGCGGUCUCACAUUUGUUACGGGGGUCAUAAUAUUUUUCCUUCUUGCCGCAUCGCCCAUUGACGCUAGCUGGCUAUCCGACGACGAAAAGGUCAUUGCCCUUGAAAGAGUCCGGGCUAACAAGACAGGCGCUGAGAUGUGGGCAUUUAAUUGGGACCAACUAAAGGAGUCUUUAUGCGAUCCUCGUCUAUAUUUAAUCUUUCUAGUGAUGGUUUCAACGGGGCUUCCCAAUGGUGGCUUGACAGCAUUCGGGCCAACCAUCAUCUCGGGAUUCGGCUUCGACACUAAUACCACCACCCUCCUCAGUAUGGCUCCAGGAGCAUGCGCGGCUAUUGGCACGGUUCUGGCCACUGUCGUGAUAAAAUGUACCAAUAGAACUUUUGGUGGUAUUUUUGUAAUGAUUUUGGGCUGCGUUGGCGUCAUUAUGAUGUUAACCAUACCGGAAGAAGCCAAUGCAGCUCGAUAUGGAGGCUACAUCCUCACAAUGCAAUACCCAAAUGCGAUAUUGGUUGUCCUCGCUUUUAUUACGGCUGGGGUUGGUGGGAGUACCAAAAAGGUUGCAUUUGGCGCGUCCUAUCAGCUUGGAUAUGCGGUUGGCAACAUUUGCGGCCCACAAACGUUUCGGGCAAAUGAAGCACCCAACUAUUAUACGGCUAAGUUCACAAUGUUAGCAUUCUUAGUAUUCACAGCCAUUCUGCUGGCUUCAAUAGGAAUUCUCCAUCGGCAUUGGAAUCAUCAGCGCGACAGGCAAGAUGCUCUAGAUGCCCAAAGGCAAAUUGUCCGCGAACAUGUCGUUAAUGAGGAAUUCGCUGAUCUGACGGAUUUUCAACUUCGCUCAUUUAGGUACCCUUUGUGA
Aspergillus welwitschiae is the source of this 1560-nucleotide messenger RNA. Its product is annotated as MFS general substrate transporter. Gene Ontology annotation, biological process: transmembrane transport. Lineage: Eukaryota; Fungi; Ascomycota; Eurotiomycetes; Eurotiales; Aspergillaceae. The transcript is spliced from 8 exons. Bases 1 to 1560 code for a protein of 519 amino acids. The record is from RefSeq and is a predicted model, not a curated record. Gene Ontology annotation, molecular function: transmembrane transporter activity. Gene Ontology annotation, cellular component: membrane.